GCGUAAUUUCUGUAAGUUAUGGAAUCAACCCCCGAAUCAACCACGAAUCGAAGCAGACGAGAUUUUGCAUUCCCUGGUUUUCUCCAUCAAAAAGAUCGCUGAAGAUGUUUAAUGUGGACUUCAAAAACGAGGAUGAAGUCAAAGACUACAUCAAGAAUGUAGGAACAGAAUAUAGCUUCCAAUGCUACAAGGAAAAGACACCCGAUGGUUGUUUCAGACUUGGUGACUUCUUUGCGGGUGUAAAGAAUGACUUCCCCCAAGCAGCCAAGGCCUAUCAGUUGAGCUGUGAUGACUUUGACCAUCCUAGAGGCUGCAGUAAGACUGGGGCUUAUUACCUCUAUGGAAAAGGUUUUGAGAAGAACAAGGAGAAGGCUCUUCAUUACUUCAUCAAAGGCUGUGACCUAGGCAACCAAGAUGCCUGCUUUGGUGCAGGCUCUGUCUUCAUGUCAUCCAAGAAAGGUACCCCAGACUCAGAGUUAAAACAAGACAGGGACAAAGGGCUCAAGCUACUUGAGACUGCGUGUAAAAAGGAUCACCAGGCGAGCUGUUUCAAUCUCAGUGCUGUGUACCUCAAGGGGUUAGGUGGCAUGGAGAAGGAUAUGAAGAAGGCGAUUGAGUAUUCAACGAGGAGUUGCGAGCUCGGUCACAUGUAUGGAUGCGUCAACGCGAGUAGAAUGUAUAAAUUAGGAGACGGGAUCGCAAAGAACGAGGCCUUAGCGAAUAAAUACAAGGAGAGGGCGAAAACGCUUCACGAUGAAGCUAAAGAGACUAACAGACAGUUGCAUUUUGGACAGACGUCGUGAUAUGAUGGAAAAGCUUGCUGUUUACAAGUCUGAUGGACUUUGUCUCCUGUAGCAAAACCCAGGGCUUGACCCAUCGGGCGCCCAGGGCUCAAAUGGACGCCUAAACUAGAAGUCUAGAGUCAACAUAGAAAUUGAAAUAUUUACAUUUGGCUUGUGCUUUAAUACAUGUGCAGAAUUAAAAGCGGUCACUACAGACCCCCUUUCCAAAAAGUGAGUGUGUAGACCUGCAAUACCAGAGUAUAUGAACAUGUAAUGUGUGUCUGUGAGAUGUUAUUGUCUUUUGAUGAGCUACCCAAAAUAUCAUAUUCAGCUCUCUAAAGACAAGCAAAGAAAUAUUUAUAUUGAUUGAUGAAGUGAAUAAUUACACAAAUACU
Strongylocentrotus purpuratus (purple sea urchin) is the source of this 1177-nucleotide messenger RNA. Its product is annotated as cytochrome c oxidase assembly factor 7A. The transcript is spliced from 3 exons. NCBI's taxonomy places the organism in Eukaryota, Metazoa, Echinodermata, Echinoidea, Camarodonta, Strongylocentrotidae. Gene Ontology annotation, molecular function: protein binding. The record is from RefSeq and is a predicted model, not a curated record. The coding region runs from base 105 to 803 and encodes 232 amino acids. Gene Ontology annotation, cellular component: mitochondrial intermembrane space.